Molecule: messenger RNA, 6152 nt
Organism: Scylla paramamosain (green mud crab)
Lineage: Eukaryota; Metazoa; Arthropoda; Malacostraca; Decapoda; Portunidae
Product: neuropeptide Y receptor type 2-like
Biological process (GO): G protein-coupled receptor signaling pathway
Cellular component (GO): neuron projection; plasma membrane
Molecular function (GO): neuropeptide Y receptor activity; neuropeptide binding
Source: RefSeq, a predicted model, not a curated record
CACCCGCCUCGGCACUCACCCCCACGCCGCCGUCGAUGCAGGACAUAAGGGCCAUACGCGCUCCCUGCUCCCCUCCCUCCCAGCCACGCCAGCUUCCCAUCCUUCUCCUUCUCCUCCUUCUCUUCCUCUUCCUCCUUCCUCAUCCCGCCUCCUGCAUCGCCCUCCCUCCUCUCCUCCCCUCUCCCUCCCCUCUGCCUCUUUGUUGUUAUAAUUUAGUGAACAUAAACUUGUUGGAAGAAUAACAGCGUUGGUUUUAAGAAGAGUUAACUUCUGGUGAACUUUGGAAAGGAAGGAAAGAGUAAAGAUAGAAAAAUAUGAACUGAAUAGAACUUAAAGGAAACUCUUGGAAAUACAAUAGAACGGCAAAAAUAAGACUAUACAUAUAAAGAGAAGGAAAGAGAUAGAGAGAGGAAAAAAAUGGAAGAGAACAACAAAACUGAUACACCAGUUAGAUCGAAGGAGUAAACAGUGAUUUAGAAACCAGACUGAACCAAAAUAUAUACAAGUAGAGAGCGUGUGGUGGUUUCUAGUCAUCAGUUAUUAUUAUUAUUAUUAUUAUUAUUAUUAUUAUUAUUAUUAUUAUUAUUAUUUAUUAUUAUUAUUAUUACUGUUGUUACUGUUACUCCCUUUGUUAUUAUUACUUGUUAUUCGUCAUCUACCAGUGCUGACAACCAACAUCACCACGACCAUCACCACCAUCACCACCAUUACCAAGACCUCCACCUCCACCAUUACAAAAAACACGACUUAAACUACCACCAUCACCACUAUCACCUCCACCACCACAAACUUCACACUUCAGCAUUGCAUUCCUUCAAACACCCCAAUAAUAACACCACCACCACUACCACCACCCCCACCACCACCACCACCACCACCACCACCACCACCACCACCACCACCACCACCAUCACCACAGCCGCUGCCUCCUCCUAAGCCAGCCAGCCAGUCAGCAUCGACCACUUGAAAAUAACACACUUUGAGGAAGGCGUCGUGGCCAGAGGCGCAGGACGGCAGACUUGGGCGGGUUAUUCUCCACCGGCUGAGGAAAGAAAAUUGCGUCCAGAGUCCCUCGAGACCUUCAACAUCGGGAGAAUCGACCACUGAAAUUACGACUUCAUCCAACUCCCUCCCACUCUUCCCUUCACCCUUACCGGCCCCUCUCAUCCUCUUCCUCUUUCUUCUCUCUCAUUCCUCCUCCUCCUCCUCCUACUACUCCACCUCCUCCUCUACACGCCCCCUUCGCUAUCAGGAAAUUAAGGAGAUUCCUUCGUGUUUUGCUGACGUCAGGGGAGCAGAGGACGAGAGUGAUCGGGUUUAGCUCUCCAAGGGAAGACUGGGAGGCUGGCGACGCUCAGGCAGGUCCUGCGGUACGGAGGGUGGCCAGGGAAGCCCGAGGACAUGAAGUGAGCAGGGCGGCACCGCUGGGAGACACUUGCGCCACGGAGGGAGGCGCUUUUCACCACCCGACACCAUCUCGCCGCCAUCACUUCUACUGUCACCACCAAAGAAUGUUAGAGGAUCCCAAUCAAAAUGCUGUAGAUGAGACGGCGCUGGAGAGCCUGGACGACGGUGCGGGUCUAAGGGAGUUUGGAGGGCUGCCGUGCGGCGAGCCGGUGUCCUGCGGGGAUCUGUUUCAGGAGGGCAGGACGUCGGUGCAACUCCUGCCUAUAGACCGUCUGAGCCUCCUGCUGGUGGACGCCUUGGCCAUCAACGGCAGCAACGGCUCCUCGGUGCAACACCCGCUCUUCAACUUUUCGUCAGAUGAGCUGCUGGACGUACUGGCGGGAGAGCAGGAUGGCUACCUGGACCCCGUGACGCAGGUGGUGUUCAUCGUGUGUUACGCCAGCCUCAUGGUGCUGGGCGUGAGCGGCAACCUCAUGGUGGGCUGGAUCAUCUGGCGCAAGAAGACCAUGAGGACGCCGCGCAACCUGUACAUCAUCAACCUGACGGUGUCCGACCUCAGCAUGUGCCUGGUGUGCAUGCCUAUCACGCUGGUGGGGCUGCUCUACAAGAACUGGGGGAUGGGAGACCUGCUGUGCAAGCUGGUGCCGGUGUUGCAGGGCGCCAACAUUUUGGUGUCCACCUCGACGGUGCUGGCCAUCGCCGUGGAUCGCUACGCCACCAUCGUCAAAGUGGGCAGAUCGUCACGGAGUAAAGUGCACGUCACGUCCUCCAUCGCGGCCAUCUGGACCUCGUCUGUGUUGUUCACGAUGCCUCUGUACUUUUACCACAGUGUGACUCAGGUCAAGCUGGGACACAUCGUGCUGUACAAGCGCUGCAUUUUCCAAUGGCCGUCGCGGGCGGCGAGGAACACCUGGUUGAUCCUGUUGCUCAUGACGCAGUACGGCAUCCCCAUCCUGGUGCUGAGCGUGGUGCACGCCCGGAUCAAGCAGUACCUUGGCCACCACCUGAUGGGCCAGUACGACGCGCGCCGCGCAGAGAGGGAGAUCGAAAGGAACCGUAAGACCACCAUCCUUCUCUCCACCAUCGCCGUGGCCUUCGCCGUGUGCUGGCUGCCCUGGCACGUGGUCAACCUCCUCGCGGACUUCGAGUACGAGGGUCUACGGGAACCCACCCACUUCUAUGCCGUCUUCGGUGCUUCGCACAUCAUGGCCAUGAGCUCGGCGAGCAUCAACCCCGUGCUGUACGGCUGGCUCAAUACCAACCUGCGGCGGGAGCUGGUGGAGGUCCUACCGCCCAUCUUCGUCAAGCUGGGCUGUCUGGUGACGGGCGUGCAGGGGCGGGGACGCAGCAUGGGCGGAGGCGGCCCGGGCGACUCACCCACCAGACAGCCCGAGAGUGUCACCCUCUUGGUGUUCCAGACCCACCCACCCACCAGCCUCACCCAGAUGGUGGCCCGCUCACCGCACCCGCCCACCGCCACCACCACUACCACGACCUCCACCACCACUACCACCACCACCGCCACCAACACCACAACCGCAACUACCACUGCCCACAACGUUAAUUGGGAACGACAUGUAGCCCGGCAUCAGCUGGGGGGCAGGAAGAGAGAAAGUGAGGAUUACCGGCUACGCGGAGAGAGGAAGAGGAAGAGGAAGAGAAGAGAGAGGUGGAGGAAUGCGUGGAGAUGGCCUGAAAGAAGAAGAUAACCAGGACAUACUCGAAGGAGAGGAGGAAGAGGAGGAAGAAGAAAACGAAGAUGAUGAAGAAAGAGGACAAGGUUUAAGAGGAAAAGGCAAAAGCGACCUGUUAUUAAGCAGGUCAUUAUUACAGGGACUCACCAAGACGCUCAGUGACCUCGGAAGCAGAGCCAAAGGUCAACUUAACUCCUGGAGAGGUCACAGUCACGGAGAAAGAAAACGAGGUCACGGAUGGAAAAAAGUGCAAGUGUCGUGACCUGACCUUACUACGUCAUACGAGUAAAAAAAUACCGUUUCGGAAAAAAAAAUACGUUGCUUCGGUGCUAAUGACCUUGAUUCGUGCCUGACCUGACUUGACUUCGCAUGACCUGCACAGUGAUGGUAGUGGUGGUGAUGGUGGCGGCGGUGACCUUCAACACCCAAAUGAGGGACAAAAAACAAAGGUCAUUGGGAGGGAAUUCUUUUCAAGGGACCAAACAGCUUUAUGUGAUGAUCAGUGUCCUUCCUUCCUUCCUUCCUUCAUUCAUUUCUUCCAACUUUCCUUCCUUCCUUUUCCUCCUUCCCUCAUUGCUUGCUUCCUUCACAGUGCAGCUUUAAAAGUCAAACUUCUACCUCCUUCCGCCUUCCCUCACGCUUCUCUUCAUCCUCUCACCCUCCCCUGAGAGAGAGAGAGAGAGAGAGAGAGAGAGAGAGAGAGAGAGAGAGAGAGAGAGAGAGAGAGAGAGAGAGAGAGAGAGAGAGAGAGAGAGAGAGAGAGAGAGAGAGAGAGAGAGAGAGAGAGAGAGAGAGAGAGAGAGAGAGAGAGAGAGAGAGAGAGAGAGAGAGAGAGAAUUAAAAGUCGUAUGUUAAAGCAAUGCAAAUUCAUUACAUAGGAAGGAAAUUGGCAUUAACAAGCAACACAGGGACAUUUGGUCCGAAAAGGGAGAAUAAAAAGACGCUUGUGAAGUAACAUGAUUGAACGAUUGACCGAGGGAGGAAUGGCCUUGUGUGUGUGUGUGUGUGUGUGUGUGUGUGUGUGUGUGUGUGUGUGUGUGUGUGUGUGUGUGUGUGUGUGUGUGUGUGUGUGUGUGUGUGUGUGUGUGUGUAGCGUCACUGGUACUACAUUUUCGUCUUUUUUACCUUAAUUGCCUAGACAUCAAGGGUAAUUUAACUGAAGAACCUACAUUAAAUAUCCGUGUGUGUGUGUGUGUGUGUGUGUGUGUGUGUGUGUGUGUGUGUGUGUGUGUGUGUGUGUGUGUGUGUGUGUGUGUGUGUGUGUGUGUGUGUCCGACAUCCAUCCUCGUAUAUCUUUCUUUUUUUUUUUUUUCUUUUUUCCCUCCCUCCUGCCUCCCUCCGUCCCUCCCAUCACGCCGUCACUUUUCUCUCCCCCAUCAAGUGCAUCUAAAGUGACCGCCAAUCUACUCUUAGUUAUGAUAAAGCUCUCGUUAUUAUAGUGUUAAGGCUUUGUGGGGUGUUUGCGGUGGACGGGAACUGAAGGGGAAGUGUCCGCAGUGCAACCCGGAGGUAAUUGUGGUCCGGCAGGGUCGUGAUGUGGUGCGCAGUGCAUAACGUCACGACCUUGUGUUAAUAUUGAGUUAAAGUCCCAUAUUCAUAUACACGAGGAAUGACAUCCUUUUACAGCGUCCCAUAUUCGAAUAACUAAAGGAAACUCUCGCUCAUGCUUUUCUUUUUUUUUCUUUUUCCCUUGUCCCCAAUGUUCAGUUGUCAGUCUUACUUCCCAAGGCCUCACCCUAUACAUUAUGUUGAAAGACUAGCUGCACAAAUCCUAUUACCUGAUGGAAGCCGCUUUUCUUUGGCCUAUAUUUUAAACAACGAUGAGAAAAAGUCUUUGUAUUUUACCCUCUUAUAGGUCAGCACAUCGAUAGUUCUCUUACUCUUCUCACGUCAUCAGGUCAGUAUGUUAAGUCUUGACAUUGUGAGUCUAUCGAGUGUGUGUGUAUCAGAUCUCACUCACGUUGAUAGCAGUGGACUGAACUGCUCUAAAAUCUCUCAGCACUAAAAACUGCCAGAUAAAUAUUAGAUGAAGAAAGAAUUAUUACAUUCCUGCUUUGUAUUCACACUCACAAGAAUAUUAAACAAUAACGACAGCAGAAGAAACGACAAAAUGCAACACAGCAAUGACCACACACACACACACACACACACACACACACACACACACACACACACACACCUGCCAGCAUACAUUAUCCAUGAACUGCUUACAACUACGCUCGCUAAUACAAAGGUGAUUACUUGAGAGUGCAUACCCUUCAUCACCAGGAAAACUUUAAAAACUUCACUUCAACUCCUCUUUCGUCAUUAUCAUCAUUACGGUCUCCAUCCUUCCUGGGUUUAGUUAGAAUGCUGUGCUUUAUAAACAUGCAUUUUUCUUUCAAGGAUAACAUAAAUUUAUUCUUACAUUUACGUCAGUUUCAUAAGACCACAUUUGAAAUAUGCAUAGCAGUCUUUAUCGUCUCGCCAUGCAGGGAUACUACAAAAUAUAUCAUCAUCAUCAUUAUAUUUUCACACACACAAACGCACACACACACACGCAAACACUUGCCCAUAACAUCCUAGCAAUUAAUCACACAUAUCAUACAUAACUAGCAUAUAAUCAUUCUUUUCCAACAAUCAACAAUGUCAUGCAACACACACGUAGCUUCAGCAGUCAUGUAACACACGUACCUCCAACACAUGCUCACCUUUAAGCACACCUGCACGUCAUCCGCCCGCCUCAGAUCCCCUCGUGGCGCAGCUAAGAACAGAGCCCACUUAGCCCCGCCAUGACAGGAACACGCAAGUCUGCUUCAGUCUCCCCUGGACGGCCACAGUUCUCUACGGUCCACUGUAAGACCAAUCUCCCUUCACCCCGUUUUCUUUGUACAGGUUUUCACCUACAUGCCUAUUUUUAUAUGUAGGUUCCUCUGCUUAGGAUUAACGCGUCUACGGUUACUCGUUUUGUAACUCCUUUUUUUUUCGCACAUAAGCAUAUUAUGCAUCAUAUUAUACGAUAUAUAUUUACGUUCCUUAUAAAUACAUGUUUAAUAAAAACUAGUGUUGAUG